GAGAAGGGAAUCGGUGCUCGCUUCUCUAACGCUGGAUCGAUUCUGGGCACGCGUGCGUGGGCGUCAUGGCGGACGUGGGGAAGGUCAGCUCAGGCAUUUUCGCCAAAAACGCCAAGAAACGGAUCACCAGGGCCCAGGAGAAGGUGCUGCAGAAGUUGGGAAAAGCUGAUGAGACCAAGGACACACAGUUUGAACAGCUGGUGCAAAACUUCAGCAAGCAAUAUGGUGAAGGAACCAGGCUACAUAAAGAAGUCAAGGCCUACCUGGCAGCAGUCAAAGCCAUGCACGAGUCAUCCAAGAAGUUGAUUGAAUCACUUCAAGAGAUUUACGAGCCAGACUGGUAUGGAAAGGAGCUCAUUCAGGAUAUUGCGGAGCGGAACAAUGAACUGUGGGAAGACUUCCACCAGAAGCUGGUGGAUCUGGCAUUACUCACCCUCGAUACAUACUUGGGGCAGUUUCCUGACAUAAAGACACGCAUUGCCAAACGCGGCCGGAAACUGGUGGAUUACGAUAGCACCAGACAUCACUUGGAAGCCUUGACAUGCACGAGGAAGAAGGAUGACUCCAAAAUAAGCAAGGCAGAAGAAGAUUUUCUGAAGGCUCAGAAGGUAUUUGAGGAGCUGAAUGUGGACCUGCAAGAGGAGCUGCCAAUCCUUUGGAAUAGCCGUAUUGGAUUUUACGUGAACACUUUCAGAAGCAUUGCGAGUCUGGAGGAGAAAUUUCACAAAGAGAUUGGUCUGUUGAACCACGAGCUGUACGAGGUGAUGGUGAAGCUGGGCGAGCAGCACGCUGACCUGGCCUUCAGCAUUCGAGGUGCACCCAGUGAUUCAGGGCCACUAAAGAUAACGGAGACCCCGUGUUCCCCGCCGGAGAUCACCGUGCAAGCCCCCACCUCCCUCUUCACGGGCGAUGAGCAGGCACUUGGUCCAAACCACAUGUCAGCUCCUCUCAAGUCUCCAUCACUGGGACGCAAGGGGCCGCCAGUACCACCACCACCCAAGCUUACGCCCAGCAAGGAAGUGCAGCAGGAAGCUAUCUUCAGCCUGUUUGAUGACAACUUUGUCCCAGACUUUAGCAGCGCACCGACAGAAGCAGCUAAGAAGCAUGAGGGGAGCUUGUUGGACAUCGAUUUUGACCCUCUGAAGCCAGACACGGUCACAACACCCAUGAGCCCUGCCAUAAACCAGACGUUACUGUUUGAUCUUGCAUGGGAGGCAAGUCCUCAGCAGGUGCAACCUCCUCCUCCUCAGCCUGUGAUGCCCGUUGAACCUGUGAUUCCGGUUGAGCCUGUGAUUCCUGUUGAGCCUGUGAUACCAGUGCAACCUGUUAAACCAGCGCAGCCACAAUCUGAGCCUGUGCAAGGCCAUACCAGCAAUUAUAUGUUCACGGAUGACUUAUUCAAUGAGCAGCCAGGUAGUGCAGGUGAAAGCGAAGAAAAAGCUUGCUGGAGUUGGGAUAAACAGGAGGAGCUUGAAGUUUCACUUGUCCAACAUGAGCAGUGUAAUUCGGAAAGCGAACCUUUUAAAGUCGUCCUUGGCUCGUAUGACGGCAGUGUCAGUGCAGAGUUUUCUCUGAAGAGUGAUUGUGCAGAUGUAGAUGUAGGAGAGAGAAGUGUAGCUUCUGCACAAUUAGACGAACAGAGUGGUGAGGCUAUGCAGUUUGAGAGUCAAUGUGUGUCAUCUGCCCCUGAUAAAUCUGAAAGCUGUGAACAGGAUGGAGAUAAUUUGGAUGAGCCUCGUCAUGGUGCUUUGCAGUUAGCAGAUGAUGUGUGUGCCAAUGUUGAGUCAGAUCAAGAGCAUGGUAAGGGUAAUGAAUGGUCUCUUGAAGUGAUUCAUGACACAAAUUACCAUUCAGAGAAGGAAUCCAAUGAUGAAGGUCGAGUUGUAGGUAGUCUGUGCUCUGCAUACAAUGUGGCUAGCAGCUUAACAUCAAACAAGUAUGGAGAUAAACAAUCAGUAAAAGAUGAAGGAGUGUUCGAUGAUGAUCACAGAGAACACAUGCAUACCGCUGACGAGGUUGCAGCUGAAACUUUAGACAUUAUUCAGCCGAGUGCUGAAAAUGAGGAGGGCUUUGAUCAACACAGGAGACAGAAUAGUCAACAGGAGGCAGAGCCAGAAACAGCAGCUGAAGAAGAGGAAUACAAGGAUUCCCAUAUUGCUGUGAGUACACCGCUCCAUACUGAUGCGGGUCAAAAUGUAGAUAAGGAACAGUUGAUAGGACCUAGAUGUGAGACAGCUGUGGGAGUUGCAAGUAAUCCUGAUGUGUCAGUUAAUCAAUCCGAAGUUGAAAAAUCACACAUCCCCAUUGCAUCUGAGGAUUAUAGUAUUGAUUCUGAGUUUAAAAAAUGUAUCACAUCAAUUCGUUUAUUUUCCGAUAACAGAAUAGCUUGUGAGAAUGCUUGUACUCUGAAACAAGAGGAUGAGAUGUCAGGUUGCGAGACACUUAAUAAUAUUUAUGCAACAGAAGUUACUGAUGAAAAACAUUUAGAUAUGUUAAACUUUUUUCCAGAUCAGGACAGUUGGUUGAAUGAGGCAUUUGCCAACAGAGGGGAUAAUUUUCAGGAAUUAAGCACUGAUUUAAAAAAAGUUCUUGAGGAUCCUUUGUCCUGUAAGGAUUUCAUUGCCUCAAAAACCCUAGUAAGUAAUAGCUGGACCCAGGAUGUGGACACAACCCCAGAAUUUGGCACAGCUGAUAAAAUAUACCAUCAGGAUAAUGUGAAUGAGCAGGGGCAUUCGGUGCCUGAUUGUAUGUCAGAGGCUGUUGGGGAAAGUUCUCGGGCGGAUGUUUCAUACACAAAAAGUGAUAAUGCCAAAAGCAAAGAUGCCAAAAUACCUACGACAAGUACAGAUAACUGGGAUAGUAGACAUAGUAUGAAGGGAAGAAUUGGACAGAAACAUGAAGACAAUAUUGACAAUAUGCAAGAUAGACAUGAGGAGCUCCUCUUCAAAUCAGACGACAAAGAGAAAGAGAAUGUCAGUACAGCAGAAGAAACAAGCCAGAAACCUGCAUCUUUGGAUGAAACUAGUGAGACAAUGGAAGCAGCCAUGGGUCCUUUGGUUAAGAGCCCAGAAUCUGAAAGUGCUGUCGUUCCCGCUGAAAUGGAUGUCGUUCCCGCUGAGAUGGCUCCCAUCCCUAUGGAGACUCCCAUUGUGGAAGUCACUGCCAGCACCCCCACUCCGGUGGACUCUGGUCCAGAGUUGGACAUGGCAUUUGUGACCAAUGGAGAGGCUGAGGUUGAAGCAAGCAAGCAUGUUAACACGUCAUCAGAAAGCACUGACAUGCCCCCUGGAUUCUUGUACAAGGUGCAGGCCGAGCAUGACUACACUCCGCUGGAUGCUGACGAGCUGACUUUGCUGCGUGGAGACGUGGUUCUCGUGUUGUCCUUUGAAAACGCCGACGAACAGGAUGCAGGAUGGCUCACAGGAAUCAAGGAAUCUGAUUGGAUGGCAUACAAGGACCUAAUGGGCCGUAAAGGUGUGUUUCCAGAAAACUUCACUCAACGUUUGGAGUAGUUGAGUUCUUUCAAUGGCUGAUUUUGCUUCAUACACAUUCUUGUUUAACACAUCCACACACCCAAAACAAUAUUUUUACAACUGUUUUCCUGAUUUCAGAAAUGGUAUCAACAAAAUAUAAAACAGUUUAGUUUUUUGCAACUGCUUUGUUUGAAAUCAUAUCCCGAAGUACGUGUGACUGUGUUUACAUUGAAUCACCGUGGAAUCCUAUGACUGCAGAGUUUGAAAGUAUUUUGCCAGACAUGCAGUAUUACAUACCCAUCAUUAUUUAACAUAAGACCUUGUCUACCAGUUCGGUAUAGCUAUUUACAUGCUCCUUUAAAGCGAAGUUACAAGUGCUUAAACGUUAUUUGUUAAACACUUGUUAGUUUUAUAUCAUGAUUCACUUCUCGGUCAUGUUUUGAAAUAAUAUCAAGUGUUCCUACAUUAUGUGCAGUUCAAAGGUUGAAAAUCUUUGAAGUGUCAACUAUUAGACCAGGUAGGUAAGCAGUAUGUGAAGAUGCUUCUUCACUAAGCCAAUGUAGUACUGCAGGUCUUUUGGCAAGGAAGUUUUUUUGUCUUUUUGCGCAUGCUUAAGCAAUACGGACUCUAACCAAUGUGCAUUUGAAAAGUAGUAAGGUUUAUUCAUUGGCUGAUUUUGCUCUCCUGUACAUUUGUAUAACAUACACUCGCAGAACAAUAUUUUCACGUCUUACUCAUAAAGGAUAUUUCAAAUAAUUCGUAAAUGGGCUAACAUCGGAGGAUUUAGGCAAGGUGUGAUUUGGCAACUUUCCAUUGGGGGGAAAAUAUAGUCUAACCAUCUCCAUGACUGACACGGAAUGCGGAGGCCUUCAUCCAAUACUAGAUUGACAAAUAACAAAAUAUAAAUUUCGAUUUAAAGCUUUCGUGACUGCAAGGAUUCAUCUUCUUUGGUUCUUUCGGUAAAGUCACGUAGAAUGAGAAUAAAAUAAAAUUCUCAUUCUACGUGACUUUACCGAAAGAACCAAAGAAAACAAAAUAUAAUUGCACACAUAACAGGUAAUAUUGCCUCAAUUUGUUAUAUACACUUUCGAAUACUAAUAAUACAGGCAUGCAUUUUACCUUGGGAAGCCUCACUGAUUUUUCUCAAGACUUUUUCAGGAGGGUCAUUAUACAUUGAAAUGUUUGCCCAAUACCAAUAAUAAGUGUUUGGCUUCUUGUGGAACAAAACCACAUGAGGUGGUGACAUCGAGGGAUUCAAUGAUCAAUUUAUCCUUAUGGCAGUACCCCAGGGUACCAAAUAAUACAAAAUGGCCGAGGCAAUCAAAUAUUUAAUUUCUGGGACAUUUUUUUUCCAGGGGUGUACUUAAAUCUGUGACUGGGGUACCAAUCAAUCCUAAACCAGUGUUACUCCGCGAUGUUGAAACGCAGCAAGGACGAUUGCGCUGAAACCCUGAACGCUCGUAUGCACCAUAGUGAUGCAUCGUGUACAGCUCGUCAAGAUGAGUCGAUUGCCGCAUCGCCGACCAUCAACAGACUAAAAAUGACUGCAUCACGGACAUUAUCCGAGAGCCGGGGUACUGCCAUAACGUUCAAUUGUCCUUCCAUCUUCUGGCCACUUUGCAGCCAGCCCCAAACCUAAGCAUUCAAGUAUGAACAAAAUCUUUGAUAUCCAGAGGGUGUAUAAUUAGCCCCCUCCUCGGGUAUGAUGGUUGAAAGUGAAGUCAUGGGGAUGAAAGGAUUUCACAGAAAGCAGAGCCCUGACUAUCAAAUCGCAUCCCGGUUGUAGAUGUGGAUUUCCUUAUUUGGAAAUUAGAUGGUCAUUGCCAAGGAGAAUGCACAUUUAGGUAAUAAUGUCUCCUACAUUGUUCAGGUGACAAUGGCAAUGGAAUUUCUUACUUGGUCUAAAGGUCUAACAUUAAAUUGCAUUUUUACAAGUCGGCAAGCCAUUGGUAUUGUGUGUUUACCAUAGUUAAUGCUGUAUAUGUGUUGUGGUAGUUAGGGUUAUGUUAUUUCCAUUUUGUGUCUGUAUGCAAAUGUGGUUAUAUUUAUAUAAAUAUGCAAUAUAUUAUUUGCCACUUAAAUGAAUAAACAAGUAAAAUGUUAAAUACUCCUUAUCUGAACAUAUGUAAGACAAAUCUGUCAAUAAAGAUAUUAAAUGCAAUCCUGUGGAUUGAU
Molecule: messenger RNA, 5648 nt
Organism: Petromyzon marinus (sea lamprey)
Lineage: Eukaryota; Metazoa; Chordata; Hyperoartia; Petromyzontiformes; Petromyzontidae
Product: amphiphysin-like
Biological process (GO): synaptic vesicle endocytosis
Cellular component (GO): plasma membrane; synaptic vesicle; cytoplasm
Molecular function (GO): protein binding; phospholipid binding
Source: RefSeq, a predicted model, not a curated record